AUGUCGAUAUCUACUCGAGAAGAAGAAAAUACUCUUCAGGAUAAGCUGGAAGAGGACAUGUUUGAUGAGAACAGAUCCUUCUCAAGUGUAUCAGUUUCUGCUACUGAGACGCUCAUUCCACCCCCAAUUGAAGCUAGUCAAAUAGUUAUGGCUGCUGAAAGCAUGGAUGAUGUCCCCGUUCAAGCACAUGUACCUGAUACAAUGAUGCUUGACCAAACAAACGUAAGUCAACACUUGCUAAGUCAUGAAGGGGAAGAAAAUGUAUGUAUUUGUUGA
Molecule: messenger RNA, 276 nt
Organism: Arabis nemorensis
Lineage: Eukaryota; Viridiplantae; Streptophyta; Magnoliopsida; Brassicales; Brassicaceae
Source: the annotation of a GenBank genome assembly